AUGACGAUGCUGCUGGACGGAGGGCCGCAGUUCCCUGCGCUGGGGGUGGGCGGCUUCGCGGCGCCCCGCCACCACGAGAUGUCGGGCCGCGACCCCGCCGCCGCCGCCGGGAUGGGACUGGGACCCUUCGGGGACUCCUCGCACGCCGCCGCCGCCGCCGCCUUCAAGCUUAACGCGGCCCCGCACGACCUCGCCGCCGGGCAGAGCUCCGCGUUCACCCCCCAGGCUCCCGGCUACGCCAGCGCGCUCGGCCAUCACCACCACCACCAUCACCACCACGCCGGCCAGGUGCCCUCUUACGGCGGGGCCGCCGCCUUCAACUCCACCCGCGACUUUCUGUUCCGCAACCGCGGCUCCGGGAUCGCGGACGCGGGCUCCGGCACGGCUCAACACGGCCUUUUUGGCGGCUCUCCCGGAGGUUUGCACGGUCCCGGAGGCAUCCCGGACAGCCCGGGCUACCUGCUCUUCCCCGGGCUCCACGAGCAGAGCCCGAGCCACACGUCCCCCGGCGGGCACGUGGACAACGGACAGAUGCACCUGGGGCUGCGCGGGGAUCUAUUCGGGCGGCCGGACCCGUACCGCGCCGUCUCCAGCCCUCGCACGGACCCUUACGGCGGGGCCCAGUUCCACAACUACAACCACAUGAACAUGAAUAUGGGCGUGAACGUGGCCGCUCAUCACCACCACCACCAUCACCACCACGGGCCCGGGGCUUUCUUUCGGUACAUGAGGCAGCCCAUCAAGCAAGAGCUGUCCUGCAAGUGGCUCGACGAGAGCCAGCUCAGCCGGCCCAAGAAGAGCUGCGACAGGACUUUCAGCACCAUGCACGAGUUGGUCACCCACGUCACCAUGGAGCACGUCGGGGGGCCGGAGCAGAACAACCACAUCUGCUACUGGGACGAGUGCCCGCGGGAAGGCAAAUCCUUCAAGGCGAAAUACAAACUGGUCAACCACAUUCGGGUGCAUACGGGGGAGAAGCCUUUUCCCUGCCCCUUCCCCGGCUGCGGGAAGAUCUUUGCCCGCUCCGAGAAUCUCAAGAUCCACAAGCGGACGCACACAGGUGAGAAGCCCUUCAAGUGCGAGUUUGAGGGCUGCGACCGGCGCUUCGCCAACAGCAGCGACAGGAAGAAACACAUGCACGUCCACACCUCGGACAAGCCCUACAUCUGCAAGGUGUGCGACAAAUCCUACACCCACCCCAGCUCACUUAGGAAACACAUGAAGGUGCACGAAUCCCAGGGCUCGGACUCUUCCCCUGCAGCCAGUUCGGGCUAUGAGUCCUCCACCCCCCCUGCGGUGGGCUCGGCCGGCAGCAAGGACUCCACGAAAACGCCGCCGGCAGCCCUGCAAGGGAACCCCGGCCACAACCCCGGCCUGCCCCCCAAUUUUAACGAGUGGUAUGUGUGA
This is a messenger RNA of Centrocercus urophasianus (Greater sage-grouse), 1407 nucleotides long. RefSeq names its product Zic family member 3 (gene ZIC3). Bases 1 to 1407 code for a protein of 468 amino acids. NCBI's taxonomy places the organism in Eukaryota, Metazoa, Chordata, Aves, Galliformes, Phasianidae. The transcript has 3 exons. Gene Ontology annotation, biological process: regulation of transcription by RNA polymerase II; central nervous system development. Gene Ontology annotation, molecular function: DNA-binding transcription factor activity, RNA polymerase II-specific; RNA polymerase II cis-regulatory region sequence-specific DNA binding. Gene Ontology annotation, cellular component: nucleus. The record is from RefSeq and is a predicted model, not a curated record.